UUUCCGCCCACCGCGUCGUUUUCUAGAUCAAGUAUCUUGUGCUCCUGUCGUACUGUGAAAACCCUGAAGACUCCUCCUUUGUCGUUUUUUCCCUUCUUUCCUCGGGGUCUUCUUGAGCUUUGUACCAACUUUUCUCGAUCUGGUAUCACUGUUGGCCGAAACCUCUCAUAAUGGCUUCUCAACUUCUUCCUCUUGAGCUGAUCGACAAGUGUGUCGGCUCUAGAAUCUGGGUUAUUAUGAAGAAUGAUAAGGAGUUCUCUGGUACAUUGCUGGGAUUUGAUGACUACGUCAACAUGGUUUUGGAAGACGUGACAGAAUUCGACUACUCUGGUGCGCAAGUUAAGCUCCCUAAGAUAUUGCUCAAUGGCAAUAACGUUUGCAUGUUGAUUCCUGGAGGCGAAGGGCCAGUUGGUAGCUCAUGAACCUCAUGAUGUUCACGAUAUUUCAAGCUCUGUUUUAAUUACCCAAUGAAUAUUGAUGACUGUAUUCCAAUCAUGUCUUUUAAGGCCAAUAGCUUCGCAGGGCGUUCUUCAUCCCUCCAUUCAGUCAAGAGGGGAUCUGUCUCCUGUUUUUUUUUCAGGCGUGCAAUCGAUGUGCAGAUGCAUGACUUAUGGCAAUUCAAGAUGGCCCUCUCCAAAAGGUACAUAUCUAUCAAUCAGCGAAGCAAACAGGCACGGGUUCGUCAGUCGCAUAUUGGUGUGAGAUCGGGUCAGAAUGCUCUUCAAGUGGCAUCGACACGCCUGGAUAAGAUUUUUUCGGAUCAGUAUAGAACUGACCAGCAUUUGGGGGCUUUGUCUGAAUUCAGCGCUUGCUCAAACAAGUUGCUAGCUUGAUUUAACCGCGCUCCAAUUGUCCGAAU
Molecule: messenger RNA, 859 nt
Organism: Aspergillus brunneoviolaceus CBS 621.78
Lineage: Eukaryota; Fungi; Ascomycota; Eurotiomycetes; Eurotiales; Aspergillaceae
Product: RNA-binding protein LSM5
Exons: 6
Coding region: 171-422 (83 amino acids)
Biological process (GO): mRNA splicing, via spliceosome
Cellular component (GO): U4/U6 x U5 tri-snRNP complex; Lsm1-7-Pat1 complex; U6 snRNP
Molecular function (GO): RNA binding
Source: RefSeq, a predicted model, not a curated record